Molecule: messenger RNA, 1420 nt
Organism: Leptomonas pyrrhocoris
Lineage: Eukaryota; Euglenozoa; Kinetoplastea; Trypanosomatida; Trypanosomatidae
Product: putative mitochondrial protein kinase
Exons: 1
Coding region: 416-1420 (334 amino acids)
Biological process (GO): regulation of gene expression; regulation of G2/M transition of mitotic cell cycle; protein phosphorylation
Cellular component (GO): cytoplasm; nucleus; cyclin-dependent protein kinase holoenzyme complex
Molecular function (GO): cyclin-dependent protein serine/threonine kinase activity; ATP binding; cyclin binding
Source: RefSeq, a predicted model, not a curated record
AGCCAACGUUGCUUUGUCUCUCCACAACCUUUCCCCGUCCUCCCCCCCUCCCCUCUUCCACUCCCACACAGAGACGUAUACCUAUACCCGUCAUCCAUAAAGCAAACGAAGAGACGUAUCUCUUCCUUAUCCCAUAGAUCCGUAUAUACAUAUAUAGUUUGGGACUGUUCCUUCCUCCGCCCAUCAGAGAAACUCACAGCAAACAGAGACGGUCCUCUCCUUUCGUUUUAUUUUUUCUCCAUAGUGCACGUUGCAGGAAACCUACCGCGGCCCACAAGAGCACACCCGCACGCGCCCUCGCCUUUCGCGUAUUCCCUCCGUCGCCCUUUCUCUCAUCAUACCUCCCUUUUUUUUCUUAGUUUUUUUUUUAACAUUUCUUUUCUGCUGCGGCACCUGUCUCGCGCGUGUCUCCGUCAUGAACAUCACGGCCCUCUCUGCGGAGUCGCUGCACAGCAGCCGUCGCGGCGUCAGCGGGGCGGCGCCAUCCGCCGCGCAAGCGGCCGUGCCCACCGGCUUUCGGCGCUACAUUCGCAAGUGCAAGGUCGGUGAGGGCUCCUACGGCAAGGUCUUUCUGUGCUGCGACAUCGUGAAGGGCUGCACGGUGGCUGUGAAGACAAGUCAAUGGAGCUCCGGUGAGGAAGGCCUCUCCGUCUCCUCCAUCCGCGAGGUCACCCUCUUGAAGGAGAUCCGCCACCCGAACGUCGUGCGGCUGCUGGACCUCUUCACGGAGGACAACCGCCUCUGCAUCGUGUGCGAGUACAUGGAGCGGGACCUGCGGAAGCUCCUCUCCACCCGCCAGACCCCCAUCCUCGGACGCAAGCUGAAGUGCAUGACGUACCAGCUGCUGAGUGCCCUGCACACCUGCCACAGCCGCCGCAUCGUUCACCGCGACAUCAAGCCCGCCAACAUCCUCGUGAGCGUGGAUGAGCAGACGGUUAAGCUCGCGGACUUCGGCAUGGGACGCGCGUUUGGGCUGGCGCUGCAGAGCUACACGUACAACAUCGCCACGCUGCUCUAUCGUGCGCCGGAGGUGCUGCUGGGGGAUCGCUUCUACCUGCCGUCGGUGGACAUGUGGUCGAUGGGCUGCGUCGUGGCCGAACUCGCGCUGCACCGCCCGCUCUUCUCUGGCGAGGGCGAGUACUCGCAGCUGAUCACCAUCUUUAAGGUUAUGGGCACGCCGAACGAGCACGUGUGGCCGGGGGUGUCGCGGCUGCCGUACUACAACACCGAGUUUCCGCAAUGGCGGCCGACGUCCUUGGCGGAGGCGAUCCCGGCGCUUGAGAAGGAUGGUGUGGCGCUGCUCGCUGCGAUGUUGCGCUACGACCCGCAGCAGCGCAUUACGGCGUUGCAGGCGAUGCAGCACCCUUUCUUUGAUGACGUGCGGGACUACUGUGAAGCGCGUCUGCAGCAGGAACAGUAA